Messenger RNA from Toxorhynchites rutilus septentrionalis, 1938 nucleotides. Its product is annotated as NADPH-dependent diflavin oxidoreductase 1. The record is from RefSeq and is a predicted model, not a curated record. Gene Ontology annotation, molecular function: FMN binding; flavin adenine dinucleotide binding; NADPH-hemoprotein reductase activity. The coding region runs from base 159 to 1907 and encodes 582 amino acids. The transcript has 4 exons. NCBI's taxonomy places the organism in Eukaryota, Metazoa, Arthropoda, Insecta, Diptera, Culicidae. Gene Ontology annotation, cellular component: cytosol.
ACAUUCUGUUUAACAGCUGACCGUUGUUUACUUUUGGUCAUAAAAAAAAAGGGUUUUGAGCGUCUACAGUCGAAGUUACGAUACAUUACAAUCAACCAGAUAGUUCUCCAUUAUCAUCUGUGAAAGUGACUGCUUUUGAUAAGAUUGAAAGCCCGACAAUGUCCACCAGACGGCUUACAAUUCUCUACGGCAGUCAAUCUGGCACUGCCCAGGAUCUGGCGGAACAAAUUUGGCGUGACUCAAAGCUUUACCAUCUGCAAGGCUCCGUUUCUGCUAUGGACGAAUACGACGUCUCAAAAUUACUCGAGGAGCGUUUUGCGGUGCUUGUGUGUUCCACGUACGGCCAGGGGGAAGAGCCGGACAAUAUGAAACGUUUCUGGAAGUUCCUGCUUCGCAGAAACCUCCCCGUCGAUUCUCUUCGGAUGCUUUCCUUCGGUGUGCUUGGUCUGGGUGAUUCGAGAUAUCCCAAGUUCAAUUACGUCGCCAAGCGUUUGCACAAGAGGUUACUGCAGCUGGGAGGGAAUGCACUGCUUCCGGUGGGGCUAUGCGAUGAUCAGCACGAUUUGGGUUAUGGGGCAGUGUUCAUGCCCUGGAUGGACAAGUUUUGGGACAGUUUGUUGCAGUUGAGCCCCAUUCCGGUGGGUCUGAGCAAACUGGAGCAAAGCCCUCGAGAGUAUCGAUGGGUGAUUGAAAGAAGUUCGGAAUUACCCCGCGAAAACGAUGUGGAUAUGUACGGAGAUGUUAAAGUGGAAAAUUGCUUCCUUUCUGAGGUGGAGGAAAACAAACGAACCACCUCGGUGGAUCACUUCCAGGAUGUGCGACUUAUUACAUUCCCCAAGAAAAACGUUGACUGGACACCGGGGGAUGUAGUUUACGUAAGACCACACAACUCUCAGGAAGAUGUAGACAAAUUGUUCGAGCUGUUUCACGAACACAAUCUAAAAUUUUACAAAGAUACAGUGGUACUGGUGCAGGAAAUUGACUCAGAAAUGCCGGUUCCGGCAAUCCUGCGAGAACCCCUGUCGCUAUUGACGCUUGUUCAGCAGUACUGGGAUCUGACGGCCAUCCCGAGAGCACGUGCUUUCGCAGUGCUCGCCCGGACCUGCCCCGACGAGUUGGAACAGGAAAAGUUGCAGGAAUUUUCCAGCUUUGAGGGACAGGAGGAGCUGUUUUCCUACGCCAAUAGACCCAGGCGUACAAUACUGGAGGUGCUGCAGGAUUUUCGUUAUGCUUGUGGAGCACUAACACUGACCGCCCUCUUUGAACUGUUUCAACCGAUCAAACCUAGGGCGUUCUCGAUCGCUUCGUCGGCAGUCACUGGCAAACUGCAAAUCCUGGUUGCAGUCAUCGAGUACCGAACGAAGUUGAAGACUCCACGACGUGGACUAUGUUCGAAUUGGUUGAAGCAGUUGGAGCCCGGGACAGUUCUUAGGAUGUGGACUCGGAAAGGAACGUUUCAGCUUCCGAAGGAUAACAUAACACCAAUAGUGAUGGUCGGACCUGGUACCGGUUUGGCUCCAUUUCGAGCAAUUCUGCAGGAACGGGAAUGUCUGGUCGAACCACGGAAAAGUGGAUCACUAGUUCUGUUUUUCGGCUGUCGAUUUUCAAAUGUAGACUUUCAUUGCGAAGAAGAUUUACGUCGCAUGGAAGAAUCGGGCCUUCUAACACUGUUCUGUGCCUUCUCGCGAAACCAAGAGGACAAAGUUUACGUGCAGCAUGUCAUACGGAAGCAGGGCGCUCUACUGAAAAAGCUUUUAAUGGAACAAAACGGCAUAUUUCUGGUCUCUGGCAGCUCGAAGAAUAUGCCGGAGGCGGUGAGAGAAGCUCUCGGCGAAGCGAUAGGCAGUGCGUCAUAUGUGGAAGAAAUUCUUAAAUGCGAUCGAUAUCAGGAGGAAACUUGGGCAUAGUAAAAAUUAAACGUUUAUUUUUUUUUAUAAA